AUGCUACAUAGACGGCCAGAGAAACGACCACUGGUGAUUACACGCAGCACCUUUGCUGGUGCAGGGUCCCAUGUUGCUCACUGGUUCGGCGACACCGUCAGCAGCUGGGAAAAGUACCGAAUCUCGAUUGCACAAAUGCUCUCCUUCGCAUCCCUAUUCCAAAUUCCCAUGGUCGGCAGCGACGCCUGCGGGUUCACCGGAAACACAACCGAGCAGCUGUGCGCGCGCUGGGCAAUGCUGGGCGCCUUCAAUCCGCUGUACCGCAACCACAACGAGUAUGGGAUGAUCGGCCAGGAGUUCUACCGGUGGGAAUCCGUGGCCGAGGCAGCGCGGAAGGUUAUUGCCAUCCGGUACCAGCUGCUUGAUUAUCUGUAUACGGCGUUUCACCGGCAGACGGAGACGGGGGAGCCGUUCCUGCUGCCGCUGUUCUUUUUGUACCCUGCUGAUAAGGCGACGUUUGGGUUGGAUUUGCAGUUCUUUUAUGGGAGGGGUCUGCUUGUGAGCCCUGUUACUGAGGAGGGGAGUAAGGAGGUUGAUGUCUAUUUUCCUGACGACGUCUUUUAUGAUUGGUAUACUGGGCAUACGGUGAGGGGGAAGGGCGAAGUGGUGAGGUUGACUGGGGUUGGGUAUACGGAUAUCCCGCUUCAUGUGCGCGGGGGGAGCAUCAUCCCGGUGAGGGCAAAAAGUGCGAAUACCACGACGGAACUGAGGAAACAGGAUUUCAGGUUGAUUAUUGCACCGGGGCUGGAUGGCAGAGCUGCGGGUGAGUUGUAUCUGGAUGAUGGGGAGUCGUUGCAUCAACCGGCUAUGCUCGACGUGGCAUUCGUCUACGAGGAUGGCCGACUGAGGUUUGAUGGGAUAUUUACGUUCGAAACGGACUUACUGAUUGAAUCGGUCACUAUUCUUGGAGACACAGAGAGGGCUAGAUCAAUUCCUGCUAAUCUGCCCCUGACAGGCCCUCAGAGGGUUGAUCUGAAUAGCUUCAAGUAG
Aspergillus puulaauensis is the source of this 990-nucleotide messenger RNA. Its product is annotated as glycoside hydrolase family 31 protein. The transcript has 2 exons. The record is from RefSeq and is a predicted model, not a curated record. Bases 1 to 990 code for a protein of 329 amino acids. Gene Ontology annotation, molecular function: hydrolase activity, hydrolyzing O-glycosyl compounds. Gene Ontology annotation, biological process: carbohydrate metabolic process. Lineage: Eukaryota; Fungi; Ascomycota; Eurotiomycetes; Eurotiales; Aspergillaceae.